GAGAGGGGAGGAGCCACACUGUGAUGCAAGUACAUGAGAACAGGGAGGAAACACUGAAACUGAAAGUGUUCAGUCAGCUCAGAGUCAGACUCCAUUUUGAGUAAACGGCACAGAGGGGUGACAACUAAAGACUGAACCAGGACUGACUUCAGGUCAGAAGAUGAGUGAUUGUGGGGAGGAAGAGGAGGACAGAGAGUCUCUAGUCUCUGGCUGUCUGUCUAUGAAGAGUGACCGGUCUAAAGGUAUUCCUCCAAAGUUCAGUAAUGAACCUGGACCCUCAGAGUCAAAACCGAGAGCAGAGUCUCCAGUACCCAGCUGUCUGUCUGUGAAGAGUGACUGGUCCAUGGGUUAUCCUCCACACUUCAGUAAUGAACCUGGACCCUCAAACACAAAAGUUCAGUACAGACCGAGAGCAGAGUCUCCAGUACCCAGCUGUCUGUCUGUGAAGAGUGACUGGUCCAUGGGUUAUCCUCCACACUUCAGUAAUGAACCUGGACCCUCAGACACGAAGAAGAGGAAGAGGAGUGAUGUUUCUGUGGUGGAGCAGCUGUCCUGCUGUGCUUUGUGUCAGGUCGUCCUGAAGGAUCCACUCUCUACCAGCUGUGGACAUUGGUUCUGCAGACAGUGCAUCACCUCAUACUGAGACCAGUCUGCUUCAUCAGGAGUCUCCUCCUGUCCCCAGUGUGGAGAAAGAUCCAGAACAAGAGCUGGACUGCAGACAGCCGGCCAGACCAGAACUGAACCUUUUACAGAUAGAGGUCUGCAGGAGGUUUUAGAUGAACAUAAGAUCAGUCUGAAGAAGAGAUGUGAAUGUGUGACUGAAGGAACUGAUGAAACAGGAAGUGGAACCCUCCUCAACAGGAUCUACACUGAGCUCUACAUCACAGAGGGACAGAGUGAAGAGGUUAAUACCCAACAUGAGGUGAGGCAACUUGAGACAGCUUCCAAGAUAAACAACCUCCAUGACACUCCAAUCAAGUGCCAGGACAUCUUUAAAGCCUUACCUGACCAACUGGGAGACAUCAGAGUCGUUCUGACGAACGGCGUCGCUGGUGUUGGAAAAACCUUCUCAGUGCAGAAGUUCACUCUGGACUGGGCAGAGGGCUUGGAAAACCAAGAUGUCAGUCUGGUGGUUCUGCUUUCGUUCAGGGAGCUGAACUUGAUCAGAGAUGAGCAGUACAGUCUUCUCAUGCUGCUCCAUGUUUUCCAUCCAACAUUACAGAAGGUCACAGCAGAGAAGCUCGCUGUCUGUAAAGUUCUGUUCAUCUUUGACGGCCUGGAUGAAAGCAGACUUUCACUGGAUUUCCACAACAACAAGGUUGUGUCUGAUGUCACCCAGAAGUCAUCAGUCAACGUGCUGUUGACAAACCUCAUCCAGGGGAAUCUGCUUCCCUCAGCUCUCGUCUGGAUAACUUCCCGACCUGCAGCAGCCAAUCACAUCCCUCCUGCAUGUGUUGACAGGGUAACAGAAGUACGAGGGUUCACUGACGCCCAGAAGGAGGAGUACUUCAGGAGGAGAGUCAGUGAUGAAGAGCUGUCCAGCAGAAUCAUCUCACACAUCAAGACAUCCAGGAGCCUCAACAUCAUGUGUCUAAUCCCAGUCUUCUGCUGGAUCACUGCUACAGUUUUGGACCAAAUGUUGACUACAGACCAGAGAGGAGAGCUGCCCAAGACCCUGACUGACAUGUACUCACACUUCCUGGUGGUUCAGACAAAGAGGAAGAAGCAGAAGUAUGGUGAGGGACAUGAGACGAGUCCACAGGAGCUGACAAAGGCUGACAGGGAAGUUCUUCUGAAAUUGGGGAGGCUGGCGUUUGAACAUCUGGAGAAAGGAGACAUCAUGUUUUACCAAGAAGACCUGGAGCGGUGUGGUUUUGAUGUCACAGAGGCCUUGGUGUACUCAGGAGUUUGUACAGAGAUCUUCAAAAGAGAGUGUGUGAUCUUCCAGAAAACAGUCUACUGCUUUGUUCACCUGAGCAUUCAGGAGUUUCUGGCUGCAGUCUACAUGUUCCACUGUUACAUAAACAGGAACACAGAGGUACUGGAGGACUUCCUGGGAAAAAAAUAUGUUCAUUCAACCCUGGAUGUCUUCCUGAAGAGAGCCAUGGAGAAAUCCCUUGAAAGUAAAAAUGGCCACCUGGACCUGUUUGUUCGCUUCCUUCAAGGCCUCUCUCUGGAGUCCAACCAGAGACUCUUAAGAGGUCUACUGGGUCGGACAGACAACAAUCCAGAAAUCAUCCAGAGGGCCAUUAAAAACCUGAAGGAGAUGAACAUGGAUGAUACCAAAAUCUCUACUGACAGAAGCAUCAACAUCUUCCACUGUCUGAUGGAGAUGAACGACCACUCGGUACAUCAGGAGAUCCAAGAGUUCCUGAAGUCAGAGAACAGAUCAGAGAAGAAACUCUCAGAGAUCCACUGCUCAGCUCUGGCCUACAUGCUGCAGAUAUCAGAGGAGGUUCUGGAUGAGUUGGACCUGAACAAGUACAACACAUCACUAGAGGGACGACGGAGACUGAUUCCAGCUGUGAGGAAUUGCAGAAAAGCAGAACUUUCUGGUUGUUGGAUCUCAGAUACUCACUGUGAAGUCAUGGCCUCAGCUCUGAAGUCCAACCCCUCCCAUCUGAGAGAGCUGCACCUGAGUGACAACAACACCCUGAAGGAUUCAGGAGUGAAGCUGCUGUCUGCUGGACUGGAGAGUCCAAACUGUAGACUGGAGACUCUGAGAUUGUCGAUCUGCAGUUUGACAGAGAUCAGCUGUGCUUCUCUGGCCUCAGCUCUGAAGUCCAGCCCCUCCCAUCUGAGAGAGCUGGAUCUGAGCCUCAACGAGCUGCAGGAUUCAGGAGUGAAGCUGCUGUCUGGUUUUGUGGAGAGUCAACACUGUAGACUGGAGACUCUGAGAUUGAUUUACUGCAGUUUGUCAGAGAUCAGCUGUGCUUCUCUGGCCUCAGCUCUAAAGUCCAACCCCUCCCAUCUGAGAGAGCUGAUGCUGGGUGGAAACAACCUGCAGGAUUCAGAUGUGAAGCACCUGUCUGAUCUUGUGGAGAGUCCACACUGUAGACUGGAGACUCUGAGAUGGUGGUGAUCUCUGUCAGAGUGAGGGAUCAGAAAAGUGGAUGUGUUGAGAGGAUCAGCUGUGUCCUGAUGAUCCACAGAGGUUCACCACCUGGACCUGGAUCUGAUUUUGUCUUGGUUUUUUUUGUUCAUUCAUAUAUUCUGAACCCAAAAUGCCUCUGAGGAUUAGUUCAGUUUAUGACAACAUAACUGUAGAUUAACACAUUUAGAUAGAACUUUCUGCUUUGCUUUGUGGUGCAGCUCCACCCUGUGGAACCAUGGAGUUUUGCUGUUUAUUUCCACACAUUUCUAAAUAACAGUGGAAGUUAAUAAAGUUACUCUAUUAAAACCAAGCCCUCAGGAAGAGCGCAGGGCUUUGAUGCCAACGUUCGUAGCGGUCAAAGGGUGGUAUUACAAGUUCCGUGUCCUUCACGUGAUGCCAUUGGGCCCAAAAAUACUUUUUCCCAUAGUCUUACAUUGGGAAAGAGACGUCUGUAACUCAGAGGAUAAUUCUUUUUUGAGGAAAAUCAACUUCACAGUACGACUAUCUAAUAGCCCUUAUUUAAAUCAUUAGGUCCUAAAAGUUGUAAAAUGCACUAAUAGCUGAAACCAGAGUUAUUUACCUUCCUCGUUCAUGUGAAUAAGACCCAGACCGAGGCUGGAGCAAGGGCUGGGAGGAGGAGUUAAAGGAAACACUACUGCGCCUGCUCUAUGGGCCCAAUGAAUGAGCAACUGCAACUCUCAUAGGAAUGAACGGGAGCCUCUGACGCUGUAUCUAGAUCUCUUUAUACAUCCAUGAUUAAAACCAAUACCAGCCAUUUUUCAUAUUAUCAAAGAUAAAUAUUUGCUUGUAACAAACAGAAAGAAUCAGAUCAAAUCUGAAUUCAGUCAAGGCUUCACUUAAGUUCCUCAACUGACUACAAACACAUGAUGUCUGGAUUUUGGUGUAAAGUCAGCACCUUCAUAUUGUAUAUAACGUUUGAUGUAAAAUAAACAAACAGAACUGAUUAACAUCUAGAUUUUAUAUUCACUAAUCAUGUACAUACAGGAAAAUUCCACUUUCAUGUGUGACUCUGCUAGUUCUCACGUUACAUGACUGAACACAGACACAUAAAGUCGCCCAUGGAGCUUUUUCCCCUCAGAAAUCCGUGUUGAAGCAGUCGUUCUCACCACCGUUCAUGUUCUGUUGUUCCUGCUGGAGCUGCUUUCUGCCAACAGAUGUCACCGUUCCCUCUGUUUUACCACAAAGGAGGUUUAUCUGAAUGGAUGCAGUGAACACUGAACUGAUGAUUUGAAUGCUUUCUUCCUGACUGACUUGGUUUUGUAAAGGUUAAGUGUCAUCAUAAUGUAGUAAAACUUGAUUUAUAAUGAUGGAAACUGGAUUUGAAAUUAAACUCAGCAAACAAGUUGCACAAGUCUUUGCUCUUUUUUUGUAAAACGUUCACACCUUUUGUAUGAUAUUGGAAUUGAAUAUUUGAAGAAACAUCAAUAUAAAGAAAUGUAACUCAUAUGAUAAUAUAAUACAUUUUAAAAUUGUGCUUCACAUUGCACUAAUUAAGCAAUAAAGAUGUCAUUUCUGGCUA
Sebastes umbrosus (honeycomb rockfish) is the source of this 4634-nucleotide messenger RNA. RefSeq names its product NLR family CARD domain-containing protein 3-like. Gene Ontology annotation, molecular function: metal ion binding; protein binding. NCBI's taxonomy places the organism in Eukaryota, Metazoa, Chordata, Actinopteri, Perciformes, Sebastidae. The record is from RefSeq and is a predicted model, not a curated record. The transcript is spliced from 11 exons.